This is a messenger RNA of Scaptodrosophila lebanonensis, 2397 nucleotides long. RefSeq names its product DNA replication licensing factor Mcm5 (gene Mcm5). Gene Ontology annotation, molecular function: single-stranded DNA helicase activity; ATP binding; single-stranded DNA binding. NCBI's taxonomy places the organism in Eukaryota, Metazoa, Arthropoda, Insecta, Diptera, Drosophilidae. Gene Ontology annotation, biological process: DNA replication; double-strand break repair via break-induced replication; DNA replication initiation. Bases 76 to 2280 code for a protein of 734 amino acids. The record is from RefSeq and is a predicted model, not a curated record. Gene Ontology annotation, cellular component: nucleus; MCM complex. The transcript has 4 exons.
UCAUUCAGCGAACGCACUAAAAUUCUCUUGUUAAGGAAGUUCAGUUUCUGGUGUCUGCGUUUAAAAACCAUAACAAUGGAGGGAUUUGAUGAAGCUGGUGUAUUCUUUUCUGAUAAUUUUGGAGGUGAUCAGCAGCAGGAUGGGGCCCAAAUCAGUUUGCAGGCCGUAAAGAAAAAGUACAAGGAGUUCCUGCGCACUUUCAAUGAAGACAAUUUCUUCUAUAAAUACCGCGAUACCCUAAAGCGCAAUUACCUUAAUGGGCGUUACUUUCUGGAAGUCGAAAUGGAGGAUGUGGUCGGCUUUGACGAGACACUGGCGGAUAAGCUAAAUAAGCAGCCCACGGAGCACUUGCAAAUCUUUGAAGAAGCUGCGCGAGAGGUGGCCGAUGAAAUAACUGCACCUCGUCCCGAACACGAGGAGCACAUGCAUGAUAUCCAAAUUCUACUCUCUUCCAGCGCCAAUCCAACAAAUAUUCGUGAACUGAAGUCGGACAGCGUAUCGCGUCUGGUAAAAAUUGCCGGUAUAAUUGUGGCUGCAUCCGGCAUUCGCGCUAAGGCCACUCGCAUGUCCAUUAUGUGUCGAUCGUGCAGCACAGUGAUUCCGAAUCUGAAAGUUAAUCCUGGCCUGGAGGGAUAUGCCUUGCCGCGGAAGUGCACAGCGGAGCAAGCGGGACGCCCUAAGUGCCCCCUCGAUCCGUUUUUCAUAAUGCCGGACAAGUGCAAAUGUGUUGACUUUCAAACGCUUAAGCUGCAGGAAUUGCCUGAUUUUGUGCCACAGGGCGAGAUUCCUCGGCAUCUGCAGCUCUUCUGCGAUCGCUCGCUUUGCGAACGUGUUGUGCCCGGAAAUCGCGUCCUCAUCCAAGGCAUUUAUUCUAUUCGCAAGGUAGGCAAGCCAUCCCGCCAUGACGGGCGUGAAAAAGCCGUGGUUGGUGUGCGCGCGCCCUACAUGCGUGUAGUGGGUAUAACUGUGGAUACAGAAGGCGCUGGUGCCAUUUCACGCUAUAGUAAUAUUACAUCUGAUGAAGAGGAAGCUUUUCGCCGCAUGGCUGCCUCUGGUGACAUAUAUGAGCGCUUGUCGCAAUCAUUGGCGCCCAGCAUCUUUGGCUCCAAUGACAUUAAAAAGGCCAUUACAUGCAUGCUAUUUGGAGGUUCACGAAAGCGUUUGCCCGAUGGCCUAUGCCGCCGUGGUGACAUUAAUGUCCUGCUCUUGGGUGAUCCCGGUACUGCGAAAUCCCAGCUGCUGAAAUUUGUGGAGAGGGUCGCCCCAAUUGGCGUUUACACCUCUGGAAAGGGUUCCAGCGCGGCCGGCUUAACAGCAUCGGUAAUGAAGGAUCCGCAUACACGUAAUUUCGUCAUGGAAGGUGGCGCCAUGGUCCUGGCCGAUGGAGGCGUUGUGUGCAUUGAUGAGUUCGAUAAAAUGCGUGAGGAUGAUCGUGUUGCCAUACACGAGGCCAUGGAACAACAAACCAUAUCCAUUGCCAAGGCUGGUAUAACUACGACUUUAAAUUCCCGCUGCUCAGUUUUGGCAGCGGCGAACUCCAUAUUCGGUCGUUGGGAUGACACUAAGGGCGAGGAUAAUAUCGAUUUUAUGCCCACCAUUCUGUCGCGUUUCGACAUGAUAUUCAUCGUCAAGGACGUGCACGAUGAGGCACGCGACAUAACGAUGGCCAAGCAUAUUAUCAAUGUGCAUCUUAGUUCCAACAAGUCGGCACCUUCAGAGCCGGCAGAGGGCGAGAUUUCGUUGUCCAUGUUCAAGAAAUACAUACAUUAUUGUCGCACCCACUGUGGGCCUCGACUCAGUGAAGCUGCCGGUGAGAAACUGAAGAGCCGUUAUGUUUUGAUGCGCACUGGCGCCGGACAACAGGAAAAGGCGGCUGACAAACGCUUAAGCAUUCCGAUUACUGUGCGUCAGCUCGAGGCUGUGAUUCGCAUAUCCGAGUCGUUGGCCAAAAUGCGUUUGCUGCCCUUUGCCACCGAUGAGCAUGUCAACGAGGCGCUGCGUCUGUUUCAGGUGUCUACUCUGGAUGCAGCCAUGACUGGCAGUCUGGCUGGAGCUGAAGGUUUCACCACCGAGGAGGAUCAGGAAACACUUAACCGUAUUGAGAAGCAACUGAAGCGUCGUUUUGCCAUCGGCUCUCAGGUGUCGGAGCAGAACAUCCUGCAGGAUUUCUUGCGACAAAAGUACGAGGAGCGCACUGUAAUGAAAGUCAUUCAUACGAUGAUUCGUCGCGGCGAACUGCAGCACAGAAUGCAACGCAAGAUGCUUUAUCGCAUUUGCUGAUUAUGUCAAUUCCAAUUCAAGUUUUACUAUAUUUGUCCAUUGUUUGUAUUUUCUAAUUCAAUUCAUUUACCAUUUACCAACACUAGGCACUUAAAUAAAAUCGUUGUAUUUAUUAAA